CACAGCGCUCCCUCGGCGCUGGCCAACAUGGCGACCCUCGAUGCCAGACGACCUUCGGCGUCGCAACAACGCUUCGGCUUCCGACGGCCAAACCACGGCGCACCGACGAUGACCUGGGCCCUGCUUGAGUCCACGUCGUAGCCCUACACCUGCCCGCGGCGGACGCUUGGGGUGUUCCGGCGGGACUGCCUCAGUGACGCCUCUCGUUUCUCUUUCCCAUCCCGAGCGAGGAAACAAACCUUCCGGACGUCCAGUCCCCCCUUUCUUCUGUGAGCCUCGAGUGCGUGAGGUGGGGGGGAGAACCUCGGGGGGCCGGCCCCCUGCCCGCUCAACCGCCUCCCUCGCCUCCGCGGCGGUGGCUGGUCCGCGAGGAGGCGCGAUGCCCUGGGCGCCUCAGCAGCGCACGCCUCGGCGCUGCGCCGCGGCCCGGGUCGGCCUGCCGCCGCCGCUGCUAUCGCCGUCCUUCUCCGGACCACAGCGCAGGCAGCCAAAGCCCGGAUUACCUGCGUCUCCAGCAGCACUACUAGGGGCAGCGGGCCAGCGCGGCGGGCGAUGCUGUCGGGGCCCUGAGGAGCGCUCCAUGGGCCGCCGCCGCCUGCUCUGCGCCUGGCUCCUGCUGGCGGGCCAGCUGGCGGCCUGGCCCCAGGCCGUCCAGCCCUCCUCGACCACCAGCGCCUCCACGCCGCACCACCCGCGCUGGUCCGACGCCGUGCUCAGCCUGGUGCGCCGAGGCCGCAACGUGUCGGCCGCUCUGCAGCUCGUGCACGAGUCACAGCACUGGACAACGUGCAGCCGCGUCUCGCUCGCGCCGCUUGGCGUGCGGCCAAACGCGCGCGCCACCACCUCACCGCUCCUGGAGCGCCAGGCACAGGUGGCCGUACGCACGGCCAACCUGCUCACCUCGCUGUCGGCGCGGCUGCAGAACGACACCGAGCUGGUGUACGGCGAGGACCUCUACUACACGCUGGCGCGCAUGAACGUGCGCAGCGAAGACGGCGUGCUGGGCAGUGGCCUGCUGGUGGUGCCCCGGGGCCGCGAGGCGCCCGUGCUGAGCGUGUUCGCGUACUCGUCCCCUUCCGGGGGCCUCGCCUUCCACCGAAACUACUCGUACGACGCGGACUCAGUGGACCAGUGCGCGUGGUUCGCCCGCCUCGCCAGCGCCAACUACACGGCGUGGCUGCUGCGGCGCUACGCCACCAGCGUGCUCGACGUCGCCAGCGGUCUGCAGGUGGCCGCCCGCGACGGACUGUGGACGGCGCCGUACUUCGACUGCGCCGUCACCGACGCCUGGGUGGCCACGUUCGCGCUGCCCUUCCUCGGCGUCCGCAGGGACAACUCGCUCGUGUUCAGGGGGGUGGCCACUGUAAAUAUUGCGUUGAACACGAUGGACAUCAACCAGUGCUCCGACGACGAUUUUUUCUUCGCCAAAAGUCAUCGGUGUGAUCCACAAAGUGCCGAGUGUGAGCCCUCCGUCGGCUUGGGCUUCCGGCGGGGCGGUUACCGAUGCCGCUGCCGCGAAGGUUUCUACACCCCCGCCUCGUUGGACGACGGCAGCGACACGGCGGCGGCGGGCAGCGGCGAGGCGCUCGAAGCUGCCGCGUCCGCCGAAUUUCGCUGCCUGCCCUGCCCGUCCCGGUGCGGCGGCGCCUGCCAGCGAGCCGACGCCACCGAGCAGCGGGAGGAGGCGUGCUUCGUGCAGUACAACAUAGCCUGGCGCACGUUGGCCCUCGGUCUGCAGGGCUUCUGCACCAGCGUCACUGUCGUGCUCAUGGCGGUCGUAUUCAGGCUAAGAAAGUCCAAGAUGUUUGCGUCGGCCAUGUGGAUUCUUCUAGAGGUCAUUUUGUUGGGAGCUCUUAUUAUCUACCAAAACAUCAUAAUACGUUACUUCGAACCUACCACGACGACCUGUUUAUUAGAACCUUGGUUCCGCGAAAUAGGAUUCAUCGUCCUCUACGGCGCGCUUUUACUGAAGAUAUACAGGAUCCUAGCGGAGUUCCGGACGCGAAAGGCGCACCGCGUGUGCGUCCGGGACAAGGACCUGCUCAAGUACCUGCUGGGGCUGGUGCUGGUCGUCGCCGGCUACAUGUCGGCCUGGACGGCCGUGGUCAUGGACAACUGGGAGAAGGGCCACAGCAUCCUGCAGGUGGCCCGCGCCGCCGGGCACCGCUCCGCGCUACGCUUCCUCGUCUGCCGCGCGCUCUGGUGGGACUACGUCACCGAGUUUGGGGAAGCUCUGUUCAUGCUUUUGGGCAUCUACUUAGCCUAUUGUAUACGUAAUGCCAAAGUUGAGUACUACACAGAAAAAUGGACUCUCUGCUGCUCUGUUUACAUCGAAACCCUGUUCUCCCUUAGUAUGUACAUAAUUCGGCACGCAUUGGCGGCUGUUCUCGAGCCUGACCAUGUGUUUCUGCUAUACUUCAUUCGCUGCCAUUGUACUGUCACCGUCAUCCUGUUCCUCGUAUUCGCCCCCAAGUUAUGGUACCACCAUCGGCCUCCCAACUUGGCAACAGAGCAUCGCAGUCGUCAUUUUUCAUCGUAUGAAAUUCCGGAUCCGCAUCCAGAGAAUCUGAAACUCCACGAAGCCGUUCUUUCCAACGGAGAGGUGGACAUUGCAGACAUAAAUCUGGCAGACAUGGAUCCGGAAGACAUAAGGGCUGAGCUUCGGCGCGUGUACACCCAACUGCAAGUGCUGCGGAACAAGACGAUGCGCAAGGACAACCCGCACAUCUCGAAGCGCCGCGGUGGCCGCAAGGUGACGCACCGGCGGUUCUCGCUGCAGCCCUUCCACCACAAGCACAAGCACGCAGCGCACUCUGCGGCGCACGAGCAAGAGACCACCGAGGUCUCCAAGACGCCCGAGGACUCGACGGCCAGCGGAGAGGGCGGGCCCGUGCCCGACGGACCGUCCGUCACGAGCGUCUCGGGCAUCGGCCGGCCCCUGCAGUUCGACGACGCAGCCACUCCCUCGACGCCCGUCACCCCGUCCCGGAGGUCCUAGGACGCCGAAACAACGAGACGCAGGCAAGGGGACCAAGGGAGCGUGCCAAAACUUUUAGGACCACAGCAAAUCAGCAAUGCGCAAAGGCCGGCGCCAACUUUUCGCAAUCGUGCCCAGCAAAAAGUCCCGGGUUGAUGGUGAAUAGCCGGAAAGUGACGCGAACUACACUUGCGUCCUCUAAAGGAUGUGCAGUAAUAGGACAAGAUAUGGUAUACCAAAGUGAGGACAUCGCGCCAACGGCCCAAUAGUGCGUCUGCUGCUACAAGCACUCUCCACAGACCUUAUACACACUAAUGGGUGCGUUCCAAUUCUGCCGGCCUGACUGAACGUGCUAGAACCAGAGCCUACAGUGAUUUUAAAUUUCGUUCAAUAAUACGCUCGUUGACACUGAGCCAUCAAAACGAAAAACACGGCUCCGUUUAAGCGUACACGAAAUGCUCGACCGUUCUUUCUCGCUCCGAAGUUCUGUGUCACGCAACAAGUUUUGUUCGUGCUCUUUCACCAGCGUGAGGUCGGUGAUGUGCAGAAUUCUUUCCACACGGCCGCGAUGUCUUCCUUUUCUUGAACACUGUCGCCAAUAUCAACGUCUGGGGGAAGGAAUAAUACCACUCACUUUAUUUUUUCAGCAUUUCUCAAUGGUGCGCUAGACCUUUACAGCAUAUCUGUUUGACUCGGAUACCAGAAGUCUACAAGUUAAAGCGAAAAAAAAAGA
Messenger RNA from Rhipicephalus microplus (southern cattle tick), 3710 nucleotides. RefSeq names its product G-protein coupled receptor 158 smog (gene smog). The record is from RefSeq and is a predicted model, not a curated record. Gene Ontology annotation, biological process: G protein-coupled receptor signaling pathway. Gene Ontology annotation, molecular function: G protein-coupled receptor activity. Gene Ontology annotation, cellular component: membrane. NCBI's taxonomy places the organism in Eukaryota, Metazoa, Arthropoda, Arachnida, Ixodida, Ixodidae.